This is a messenger RNA of Gadus chalcogrammus (walleye pollock), 5178 nucleotides long. RefSeq names its product unconventional myosin-Ib-like. The record is from RefSeq and is a predicted model, not a curated record. Gene Ontology annotation, cellular component: brush border; actin cytoskeleton; vesicle. Gene Ontology annotation, molecular function: ATP binding; microfilament motor activity; actin filament binding. Lineage: Eukaryota; Metazoa; Chordata; Actinopteri; Gadiformes; Gadidae. Gene Ontology annotation, biological process: vesicle transport along actin filament; actin filament organization.
AUGAAUGCCAUGGCCUACUUCAAAGAGUUUGCUCUCUCUGAGUUUGAUGCAAAGAAGUUCCAGAAUGCCAUGCAGAUCGUGGGGUUCAUGGAGGACGAGGUGCAGUCGGUGCUGGAGCUGGUGGCGGCCGGGCUGAAGCUGGGAAACAUUGAGUUCAAACCGCUCAUUCUGCCGUGCAGCUCUCUAGUUACGAGCCUCUCUUUUAGAGCCGACCUGAAGGAGAUGUGUGAGCUGCUGGGGAUCGAGCAGUCGGUGCUGGAGCGCGCCUUCAGCUACCGCAACGUGGAGGCUAAGCUGGAGAAGGUCUCCACCACCCUCAAAGUGUCCCAGGCCUACUACGCCCGCGACGCGCUCGCCAAGAACCUGUACAGCCGCCUGUUCAGCUGGCUGGUCACCCGGAUCAACGAGAGCAUUAAGGCCCAAUCCAAAACCCGCCACAAGGUGAUGGGCGUUCUCGACAUCUACGGCUUCGAGAUAUUCGAGGACAACAGCUUUGAGCAGUUCAUCAUCAACUACUGCAACGAGAAGCUGCAGCAGAUCUUCAUCGAGCUGACCCUGCGCGAGGAGCAGGAGGAGUACAUCCGCGAGGACAUCGAGUGGACCAACAUCGAGUACUUCAACAACGCCGUCAUCUGCGACCUCAUUGAAAAUAACCAGAACGGCAUCCUGGCCAUGCUGGACGAGGAGUGCCUGCGCCCCGGGACCGUCACGGACAUCACCUUCCUGGACAAGCUGAACACGGUGUGCGCAGAGCACCAGCACUUUGAAAGCCGCCUCAGCAAGAACUCCAAGUUCCUGACGGACCACAGUCUGCCCCACAGCUGCUUCCGUAUCCAGCACUACGCCGGCAAGGUUCUGUACCGCGUGGAGGGCUUCAUGGACAAGAACAACGACCUGCUGUACCGCGAUCUGUCCCAGGCCAUGUACAAGGCAAACCACAAACUCAUCAAGCAGCUCUUCCAGGGCAACCCCGCCAAGGUCAACCUGAAGAGGCCCCCCACCGCCGGCUUCCAGUUCAAGCACUCGGUGGGCACCCUGAUGAGGAACCUGCAGACCAAGAACCCCAACUACAUCAGGUGCGUGAAGCCCAAUGACAAGAAGGCGCCCCGUAUCUUCACGGACUCCCUGGUGCGCCACCAGGUGGCCUACCUGGGCCUGAUGGAGAACGUGCGCGUGAGGCGGGCCGGCUACGCCUACCGCCAGGCCUACGAGCCCUGCCUGGAGCGCUACAAGAUGCUCUGCAAGCAGACCUGGCCCCACUGGAAGGGCCCCACAAGGGAGGGUGUGGAGGUGCUCAUGGCAGAUCUCCAGGUCUCAACGGAAGAAUUUGCCUACGGCAACUCAAAGAUAUUCAUCAGGAACCCCAGAACGCUCUUCUCCCUGGAGGAGAAGCGCCGCGGCUGCCUGGAGAACCUGGCCGCCCUCAUCCAGAAGAUCUACCGCGGCUGGAAGUGCCGCACACACUUCCUGCUCCUCAAGCGCAGCCAGGUGGUGGUGGCCGCGUGGUACCGCCGAUACGCGCAACAGAAGAAGUACACACAGAUCAAGAGCGCCACCAUCAUGGUGCAGUCGUACUCCAGGGGAUGGAAGAUCCUGCGGGAGCUGAAGCACCAGAAGCGGUGCGAGGAGGCGGCCACGACCAUCGCCGCCUACUGGCACGGCACCCAGGCUCGCGUGGAGCUGAGACGGCUGAAGUAUGUCGCGGCGAGUACGCGGGCUGUGGCGCUCAUUUGGGCGUACUGGCAGGGCACCAAGGCCCGACGAGAGCUGCGUCGGCUGAAGGAGGAGGCCAGGAAUAAGCACGCCGUGUCGGUCAUUUGGGCCGGCUGGCAGGGCACCAAGGCGCGUAGGGAGCUGAAGAGGCUAAAGAAGGAAGCGAGGCGUAGGCACGCCGUGGCCGUCAUCUGGGCCUACUGGCUGGGACUCAAGGUCCGUCGGGAGUACAGGAAGUUCUUCAGAGCCAACGCGGGCAGAAAGAUUUACAGCUUCAUCAUGCAGAGACUCAUGCAGAAGUACUUCCUGGGCCUGAAGCGAGACCUGCCCUCCAUGUCCCCCAUCGGCGGGAGCUGGCCCACCCGGCCCUACCGCUUCCUGGACACGGCUCACACGGAGCUCCGCAGCAUCUUCCACCACUGGAGGUGCAAGAAGUAUAGGAGCCGGUUCACGGACGAGAGAAAGGCGGUGUUCGAGGAGAAGCUGCAGGCCAGCGAGAUCUUCAAGGAUAAGAAGGCUCUGUACCCGAGCAGCGUGGGGCAGCCUUUCAGAGGGGACUACCUGGAGAUCAGCAAGAACCCCAAGUACCAGAAGCUGAGCAGCGCCAUGGACGAGAAGGUCCUGCUGGCCGACGUGGUCAACAAGAUAAACCGGGCCAACGGCAAGGGCACCGCUCGCAUCUUCCUGCUUACCAAGAACAACUUUGUGCUGGCGGACCAGAAGACGGGCCAGGUGAAGGCCAGCGUGCCGCUGCCCGACCUCGCCAGCAUCUCCGUCAGCACGCAGAACGACGGCUUCUUCGCGCUCAAACUCAAAGAGGGUUCUGCCGGGGCGACCAAAGGGGACUUCCUACUGAGCAGCGAGCACCUGAUUGAGAUCAUCACCAAGCUGCGUCGCACGGGCGCCACGGCCGUAAACCACGAUCACCUGGACAUAGACAUCUCAGAUGAGUUCCUGGUGCAGUUCAAGCAGGACAAGGUGUGUGUCAAAUUUGUGCAGGGAGCGCCGAAGAACGGCAAUGGCGCGUCCUGCAAGCGCAAGAACAACCGUCUGCUGGAGGUGUCUGUUCCCUCGACGGCGUAACCAUGCUGCCACACCCCCCCUCCAAUCCCCCCCCCCCGCACCCAGCCUUCCUCUCAGAGUUCCACGGAGUAGCUCUUGAGGCCGGCUAAUCAAACCAGACGACCAAGCCCUUUCCCCGAGCCCCUGUUCUCAAGCACCCCUCCACCCCCCCCCCCCCCCCCUCUCUACUCCCGACUCCCAAAUGACUGUGCAAUUAUUCAACUGAUUGUGAUUAUUGUUUUUUUAUUUGUUUCUUUCAUAGCCGUCGUCGUUAUUAUUCGGCACCUGAUCGUGUUCAUCAAGACACCGCUUUUCUGGUGAGGAGAGCCCUCUUCUGCUGGGUUGCAUGCCAAGAAAAGGUGUUAACGGGGAAAUAUUGUAUGAUCGUAGUGUUGUGUUUCGUCGAAAAGACAAACUUUACUGUCUGAUGUGGCGACGGUGGUGUGAUUCAACGAUGUAGAUGAUCACUUUUGAUUAUUUUGCCUGUAAGUUGUACCUUUCUUUAGAUGUCUCUGGGGUUGUUGACGUGCGUGUGACGAUUCGAACGAAGCGCUACAGCCCUGACUGGCUUUGGCUAAUCUGUGAUCUGACCGAGUCAAAAAUAAGAAGAAAUUAGAGAUUUACAAAGAGCUUUUCAAACUGGGAUUUAAGAUUGGUUUUCUGAUAGACUUAUUGUUUGCACUUAUAUUCUUUAUGGUUUGAAUGGGAAAAGAAAAGAGAAAUUAAGAUGAUUUGGAUAGGGUUUUGAUUGUUUUUCCAGAUAAUUUAUAUUGUCCAUUCCCCUUAAAAGCCAAUUAUUGACAAAUUUGAUUUGCCAAGCAAAAAAAAAAAACGUUUGUAUUCCUUAACUCCUAUGUGCCAUUCAAUGGAUCUGUUUUUAUCCGGUGGACAUUUCUCUAGUGCUGACCUAGAGUCCAAUAUAGGCAUUGAGUUAGUGUUUAUGUUAAUAAUGAUGCCAAAAAGUUAGAAUAGAUGAAGGGGGCAUAAUUAUAUGCUGCACGUACAUUGGUUUUCUCUUUGAUUUGCUUUACAGCACAAUGACCAAUGCCAGGAUCCAUACAGUUUUGUGCAGUUGUAAAAAUCUCAUCCAAUGCUCCCAUCUAAUUAAAUGGGAUGCUUUGUCAUGGCAGGUGCCAUCAUAGACCAGUACAACACAACUCUGUCAACAUCUGUCCCAUCCCAAAUCCAAAUCAAUGUAUAAAGUAACAAGAAUCUUGCAGGUGAAAUCACAUUUCCUAAGAUCCCAAAACAUUGUUGGGGUUCUUUUGUGGAACCACAAAAAAGACUCCCACCCAAGGGAAGAAAAGAUGACAUUCUGAAGUAUUGUGCUUACACAGUGACACAGCAUGGAAAAACAAGCCAAAACUUUGAGGAAAAAGCCAAAAAAAACACCUGAAAUCGUCAGUAGAAUUGAAUCGUGCUGUGUACAUAGUUCUGUCCCUGGCUGUACCAUAACCUGUACAUAGCUCUUUUAGCUGCAGCCAUGGCAUGGGAGGACACUCUGCACUAGAGCGUCCUAGUUUCUUAUUGCUGUGCUGGUGGAGUUGCUAUUGUUGUUGCCAUUGCAAUUGGGGGUUAUUUUUUCCAUUGUAGUGCAUGACCCACUCUUGGCUAAUGGGCCUUAUAAAUGCAAUGUGUUUCCUGGCAAACGGAAGAAACAAAAGGCAGGAUAUUGAGUGUGACUAGCCGAUGCUUAUAGCCUGGUACAAACGUGGUGUUGCUACCUAUUUUGUUUCGUACCGAUGAACAGCGAGUAAGUGCGUUUAUAGUUUUGAAGUAUAUUUAAUAUGAUGAUCUUCACGCGGACGUUUUCGGCGGAGGGUAAUGUACGGACCAUAUUUUUUUCCUAUAAGGUGCCUGCUGGGGGGCGGGGAAAGCACUACCCACCAGUGUCUAUCGGGAUACCCUCUCUUAAACGAUGAUGGUUAAAGUAUAAAUAUAUAUGUUUUUACGUGGUUUUUGUAAUGCCUCAGAAAACACAAGCUGGGAAGGAGGGGAGUGGGGAUCCUGUUGCUGGUCUUCCUUCUCGGGACAGGAUGGGUUGUAGUGGACGGCAGUCUCCAUUGUGUCUUCGCUGAGGUUGUUUCUCCUCUCGCUCUCUGGUGUGUUUACUGUAUGACGGAAGGAUGGAUAGAAAGGAUGUAUUCAUUCAUGUUGUGUGCCUAAUUACCUGCGCUGAGAUCAACAUGGACAUGUUUCAAUGGAACUCAAUGUAUCACAUUUACUAUUAAUCUUUUUUUAAAUUAAAUAAGCAAUGAUAAUUAAUAACUGACUGAGUGUUUUUUAUUACGCCUGCACAAUGUGUAAUGAGUUUAUUGUUAUGGGAUUCUGGAGCUGUUGGGUUACUCAAUGGUACUAGCAGUUAGCUGGUAGUGGGAGAGCUCUUGGACAGGGUGGCUACCA